GGAUGAGUCUCUUGACUGAUAUGUUUUACUACGCCCGAAAAACUAUGACGUUGGCCGGACUAUGGCGAUUGGAGCAAGAACAUUUUUCAGGUUUACAAAAGAAGAUUUACGCAGUUUAUGCGGUUUUAAUACAAACGUCUGAAUUGUCUAUGCCCGUCUUGUUGGCAGCGAAUUUGCCAAAUAUAUUUAACUUUGAUAUCCUGGCGGGAUUCGAGACGAUGUCUGAUGCUUUGAUGGCAUCGAUUGUUUACAUGAAAAUUAUUUUCUUCCGGUCUGAAAAGGUGUCUAAAUUUUUAAGUGCAGCGGUGGAAUGUCAGCGCCGAAUUUUAACAGAAAGCAACCCAACAUUGAUCAAACGUUACGAGGAACAUGUGAAAUCUUGCAAUAAUAUGUCCAAAUUUUACAUCACCUGUGAAGUGAUGUCGGGGCUCAUCUUGUUUGAAAGAGGUAUUGUUGGAGUCUACAUUUUUAACGAAAAACAAAGCACCACUAACGAGACAUUGGGAAAACCACUACCUUUUCACUUCUGGUAUCCUUGGGAUCAAAAAUUUAACAACGCGUACUUCAGAUGGAUAUUUUUGCACCAGUAUGUUGAUUUGGUUGCAGCGCUGAUCCUCGUUGCGUCAGUGCAAAUUUUCACUACAACAAUGUUAAUUUACGUGAAAGCUAGACUUCAGCUGCUGCAGCAUCAGUUUAGGAAGUUUCAUAAUUAUUUCUGCUAUUUCGAAACUCAUUGUACUGAAACUACGAAGUUAAUUACUCUACGAUUCCUAUGCAAAGAACAUCAAAAUUUAAUUGAGUGUAUCAACGAUGUUAAUGAUAUUUUAUCUUCGGCAAUCUUUGUAGAAUACAGCAUUUCCUCGAUAAUGUUUGGAUCGUGUGUGUUUUUAGUCCUAAUGAAAUACAAUGUAUUAUUCAAUAUAGAAUUCGCUGUGUCUACAAUUUUAUUUCUGCUAAUUGUUGCGUGGCACGCGGAGGAUAUUGUGAUAGAAAGUACUCGGUUGGCGCAGGCCCUUUUCGAGAGCAAAUGGUUCGAGCAGAGUCCGCAGAUGCAAAAAGUCAUUCAUAUAAUGAUCAUGCGAAGCAAAAGGUCUUUAAAAAUUUCAAUCGGGCCGUUUGGCCCGAUGACGAUCAACGCUGCAAUGUCACGUGUACGAUUGGCCUAUUCGUAUUCAACGGUCAUGGCGGGGAUGUAAAUGUUUACCCAUAAAUUCGAUCUUUAAAGAAACUGUUACAUUUUUAUCGGUAAUAUUAAGUUCAGCACUUAGUGGAGUAAAUAGUGAAGACCUACUACCUAUUUUGAGGGGCGCCAAGCAGCUAUAAAUUCGACUAAGAAACUAACCAAAACUAACCAAAAAUGAUGAUUCAGCAAAUAUUUUAAAUGUGGCUUUCGGACGGUAUAUUUGUUCGCCCGUUCGCUGCGUUCAAGUGCUGUUGAUUGGGAAAUUUACUUGUAAUUAAUUUCUAAAAAGAGUGUAAAGAAGGUAUUGUUUACAUUGGCGAUAACGUCUCUUUUUGCUCGGAAAACGUUACGGCUGGGCAGUUUAUGCCGGAACUGCAAGUGCGUUUUCAUAGUAUGUGAGCGUUAAUAGCAGGAUAAUCGUCACUUGUGGUGCAUGUUUAAAGAAUGUAUCCAAGAGAUGUACUAAGAUACAGUGUUCUACUUGUUGCAAAUGGAAUCACUCAAUUUAUGCAAAAUUAAGCGAAUUGGAGUUGCGAGUGACAGCUGAAGGAAAUAAAAUUUGGAUAUGUGGCGUAUGUAGGAGAAAGACUGCAUCAUCGUUGGGAGAAGCGCAGUGUUCCUCAAAUAUAAAUGCAAGCCAUACCACCAGGUGCACAUUGUUGGCACUGAUGAUAAUGAUGAGUCACUUCGUCUAUUAAUACUUGUUCCUAAGACUGAAAUUACAAACCUAAAACAUAAAUUCUUAUCUAGAUUUCUUCAACUCCAUAUGUGAGUCUCAAAAACAGACAAAUAAAGUUAUGGGCGAGUUGAUUGACGAUAUCAAAAUAGAGAAUCACAGGAUGAGGGAGGGUUCAUGUCCAAAUGCUGCAGUCCAAAUUACAUGAUAUAGAAGUUGAGAGAAUGGGAAAGAAGCUACCUGCAAGUGGAGCAUAUGACGAUCAAGAUGACGACACAACCAUUAAGGAGAAAACGUUAAAAAUUAUAUAGCAUGUAAAUAGUCGUAUAACCGAAGUAUUGAAAAUCUAAAAAUUAUCAGACCCAGGACUAGACUCUAUUAGCUUUAAAGAGAAGAACCUGGCUACAGAACUUUUGCGUCUCAGAAAAGAAAAAGGUCCUUUGGACACAACAAUGUGUGGCAUUAACAUCCUAAAACAUAAAAUUUUUAUCAACGGAAGAGUUGUGUAAAACAACUUAUGAGCUGUCAAAGAAUGCUAUGAAAUUGAAGACCAAAGGCUACAAAUACGUGUGAUGCAACAAUGGACUUAUUUUUGUAACGAAAAAUGAUGGGGAUCGCGCUAUUAGCAUACUCGCAAAUAAGUGUUUUUAUUGUCGUAACCUCAGAACUGCUCACUUUUUGGAUAUCAAAGAUUUAAUCUAAGGUCGCAUAUUAAUUCGUCGUUAGCCGAAAUUAAGGGUUAUAAUUUAAUUAGGAAAGACCAGAUAGGUAUUUAUGUUCGUAGUGAUACAAAAGCUUCAAAAUAUUGUGUUCACGCUGGGAUAAUAAAGUACAUACAGGGUGUUCUGUGUUCUGUUCGUAAACUCGUAUGGUACGCUAUUAUCUGAAGUUACAUCUACAUUUGACUGCACAGUUAUCCUAUCAGCCGCUGUUUUGACUGUUAUAUUAUAUCGCAGAGAAUUAAUGAACUCACAAGAGCCACUGCAACCCCAGCGAAAUUUCUGGACCCAAUUUUCAUAAGUAAUAUAUUGCAUGUAAAAGAUCAUGGCGUGUUGAAUACGGAUUUAAUUUCUGGGGAGGGUUGUCUACUUACAGCUCUAUGAAUUUGUUAAAAAUAAUGACAUCCUAUCUGUUUCUCAGUCGGGUUUUCUGUCCGGGCACAGUACUGCAACAGCUUUGUUAAAUGUGACAGAUCGAAUUUUUCAGAGUUUAGAUGACAAACUUGCGACCAUACAAAUUCUACUCGACUUUUCUCGAGGUUUUGAUUGUGUGCCUAUCAUUCACUUUUAUCUGACGGUCCACUGGCCUUCUUCUGCAACUACUUGCAAAAUAGAAGACAAGUUGUUAGGACGACAGCUGGUGUGACGAAAAUUGGUAUCAAUGGUGCUUCAAGGAUCAAUCUUGGGGCCGCUGUUAUUUUUACCGUAAACUGUACCGCACCGCAAUUUUGCCAAUCUCAGUCAUACGCUGACGAUAUCCAGCUUGUUUAUAUUUUUGAUCCGUUCCAUUCUGAUGAGGUCGAAGCAGAUAUUAAUUUUGAUCUGCAGCAGUUUUUGACUUAUAGUGAGAGACAUGCUUUAAGGUUAAAUGCGGCUAAAACUCAGGUGCACCCUUUGCUCGCGACUCUGAAAUGCACUUCCUGAAAAGAUACUUGUAUCUUGAGAUAAAUGGGGAACCUUCGUCGUUUGCUACCAACGCCAAAAAUUUAGCAGUAACGGUGGACGUAUCAUUAAGAUUUAGUGAGCACAUUUCAAAUUUAAGUAAAAGAACUUACCUUUUAUUUAAGACUCUAUAUACAAAUAAGCAUGUAUUGAACUUUACAGUUAGGAAAAAACCAUCUGAGUCAUAUAUUAUGUAUGCAAUGUCAUAUUGCCUCGUAUUGUUUUACCCAUGUUUAACAUUCCUUCGUCAACGCCUUCAAAAAAUACAAAACAACUGUUGUAGGUUUGUGUAUGGCUUAAGGAAGUAUGACCACGUGUCCCCUAAAAUUAAAUUGUUGCAGUGGUUGAGAACAGUUGAGUACCUAUUCGUUGUGUUAAUAUACAAGAUCUUAAAAUCUUCUAGCCCUACCUAUUUAAAAGACAAGCUAGUUUUUCGCUGUGAAACGCACAAUGUAAAUAUUAGGGAGAAUACGCUAAUUGUGCCUCAACACAGAUCUGCUCUUUACAGCGGGGGUUUGCCUAUAAUGCGGCAAAAACUUGUUAUCGACAUAAUCAUCAUCAUCAUCUUUAAAAAUAUUUCAAAAGAACAUUAAGGGCGUGUUAUUAGAUAAAUAAAGUGCUGAUUGGCUUUUUGCUCUUUUAAUUAAUCACAGAAUUAUUUCUGUAAUUACUUUCUUUCUUUUUCUUUUGUUUUGUCUUUUAUUUUUCUUUAGUAAGGUUUCUUUUGUUAAAAAUUGUAUUGUCAAAAAGGUGUAUAAUAUAUAGAUUAGUAUAGAUAGUUAAUGUUUAGUGGCUGAUUUUGUAUUGUAUAUUGUGUAUUAUGUACAUUAUGUUGCUCAAUUCUCAGACUAUUAUUAUUAUAUUAUUAUUAUUUCAGGUAGCUUAGAAGCUUAUUUAUGUACUUCUGGCUGAAUUAGUUCGAAAGUAAAACAAUUCUUGAAGAAAAAUAUUACAAGAAAAUCAAGAGAUUAAGUGAUAAUGACUUGUGUUAGGUUUAAAUAAGUAAAAGUAAAGAGCAAAAACGAUGUCAAACCAAUUUUUAUAUACCAUUUUCUAUUUGGAGUUACACAGGCACAGGAAAUUGGAAAUUUUUGAGCAACCUAAUCCCUAUUUUAGCUUAUCCGACCAAUUCUUUAGUUAAGCACGGCAAAUAAUGUUGUGGAAGUCUUACCAUCUGUUAUGCCAUAAACGAUAAAAGCGGGAUUAAAUUUUCAACGAUUUAAAAUUAAGGAUAGCAUUAUGUUCUAAUACCCUUAUAAAAAAUUCUCCUCCGGAUUCUAAAUGGCCAUAUCGUAAGCGAUGAAACACCUGAGUGCCCUGGGAAGACCUUAAUGUUUAAAGACGCCUAAAAAGGGAUCCAGGGGAGUUAGACCGCAGAAUAAAUGAAGGAUAACAGGUCUCGCAAUAAUUUCGAACGCAGAUAUAAGUGUUUCAAAUUAUUAUUUUUGCUCAGUGAUGAUGUCAGUAUUAUGCUGAUAAAUCCACUUUCGAUGUAAAAUGGAGAAGUUGUCUCUGUUAUUUCGUAUCUGGGAGUUUUAAAUUUUGGGUCGUUUUUCCACGUUUUUGAUCCUUGCGUUGUGUCAGACAUAAAUAGUUUAUUCUAUUGUCAGGAAACGUUUAACAAUGUGACAGAUGUCACUGACCUCUGGAGUUGAGUAUCCUUUGUAAGGGGCCUAGUCAUUCGUGUAUCCCAUUUUUGGACUAUGCCUGUGUUAAUAUUUACUUGAUCAACUCUCCACAUUACUAUUAUUAUUUUUUUGUUUUCAUUGAUUAAUUUAAUUAUUUGUUAAUGGUAUUAUUACACCACAUUUAUAACUCUAAAAUAGACUAAGAAUGUGUUUCAAUAAAAAUGGAUUCGUUAAAUGAU
Cylas formicarius (sweet potato weevil) is the source of this 5387-nucleotide messenger RNA. Its product is annotated as odorant receptor 7a-like. The transcript has 7 exons. The record is from RefSeq and is a predicted model, not a curated record. Lineage: Eukaryota; Metazoa; Arthropoda; Insecta; Coleoptera; Brentidae. Gene Ontology annotation, cellular component: plasma membrane. Gene Ontology annotation, biological process: sensory perception of smell; detection of chemical stimulus involved in sensory perception of smell. Bases 3 to 1196 code for a protein of 397 amino acids. Gene Ontology annotation, molecular function: odorant binding; olfactory receptor activity.